AUGAGAUUGAUUGCAUGCGUGCUUGUGCUGUUGAGCUUUGUGGCUCACUCAUUGGCAGUAUCAGCGACAGGCCAGCGUGUCUUGGCCUUGGUGGAAGAUGGUCCUCAUGAGUACUCCAGUUAUUUCGACUCGCUCAAGGGACGUGGCUACGAGGUGACGACCACCACGCCGGAUAGCGUCGAUUCAGAUACACUGUUCAAAUUUGGGGAGCGCAUGUUCGACCAUGUGAUCAUGUUUUCGCCGAAAAUGAAGCAUUUUCCUGAGAGUAUGAAGCCGACCGUCUUGGUCGAGUUCCUUCGUAAUGGUGGUAACCUUUUGGUGGGCUUGUCGCCUAGGCUCUCUGAAUCAUGGCGCAACUUUGCGCGCGAAUUCGGCUUAGAGUUUGGCGAGCGUGAUACAAUGCUAGUGGACCACUUCAGGUAUGAUCCUGCUUCAGAUCGGGGUGACCAUGCAGCAGUUUUGGUGGGCAGCACGGGCGAUGCUCCACUAAGCGGAGGUGGUCUUGUGUCUAACCAGGCUGUCUUUUCAAGGGAGACGCUUUCGCUUCUAGAUCCAUUCGUUUUCCGUGGUAUUGCACACUGGGUGGGCCCUUCGCCCCUUGCCUUCCCCCUGGUUCUGCCUCCUUCCACAGCGUACCAGACCGAUGUGCCCAAGAUCACCUUUGAGUCUACAAGCCAGUGGGAAGCUUCGGGCAUCCAGAAGCUGGAGCCAUUGCACCGAAUGGAAAAUCUGCUUACAGGAGCUGAUGCUUAUUCACACGAUACCAAAGCUUCGCUCGUAUCAGCUGUGCAACUUCGCGACAAUUCGGCCCGGGUGGUCUUUGUGGGCAGUACAGAGUCAUUCCAAAAUGGAUUGUACGAUAAUUCAGAGCGUCCCAAGCAGCGUGCUGUGGUGGACGACUUGACUGCAUGGUCCUUCCAGGAGCGUGGUGUGCUCCGAGUAGUGCGCAGUGCCCAUGAGCGUCUUCGCGCUAGUCCUGAUGAUGUGCGUCCAGAUUACGAGGAAAAACCAGGCAUGAGCAGAAUGUACCGAAUCAAGGACACGGUCAACUACCUUCUUGAGGUACAGGAAUUCCAGGACGGCUCGUGGGGACCUGUGACGGAGACCUUGUCGCCUCAGCUAAGUGCUGUGAUGCUCGAUCCUUAUGUGACCGUACCGCUCGUGCCUGAGAAUCAAAACGACAGUACAUUGUACCGUGCCAAUUUGCGUCUUCCGGAUAAGCAUGGUGUCUUCACGUUGCGCGUGAAUUGGAAGCGGCAUGGAUAUACAUACAUCGUAAAAAAUGAUGUGACGCCUGUGCGCCCAUUUAAUCAUGACGAGUAUCCACGUAUGCUGAGCAGCUCGUGGCCUUAUGUGGCGGGUGCACUAUCUACCAUGAUAGGCUUUUCUGUCUUUGUUACCUUAUGGCUCUCGAUGCCAGCCCAGAAACCCACUAGCAAAACGUUGUAG
This is a messenger RNA of Malassezia restricta, 1449 nucleotides long. RefSeq names its product oligosaccharyltransferase complex subunit beta. The transcript has a single exon. NCBI's taxonomy places the organism in Eukaryota, Fungi, Basidiomycota, Malasseziomycetes, Malasseziales, Malasseziaceae. Gene Ontology annotation, cellular component: endoplasmic reticulum membrane; oligosaccharyltransferase complex. The coding region runs from base 1 to 1449 and encodes 482 amino acids. The record is from RefSeq and is a predicted model, not a curated record.